Molecule: messenger RNA, 2050 nt
Organism: Lemur catta (Ring-tailed lemur)
Lineage: Eukaryota; Metazoa; Chordata; Mammalia; Primates; Lemuridae
Gene: PIM3
Product: Pim-3 proto-oncogene, serine/threonine kinase
Exons: 6
Coding region: 83-1063 (326 amino acids)
Biological process (GO): protein autophosphorylation; negative regulation of apoptotic process; regulation of mitotic cell cycle
Cellular component (GO): cytoplasm
Molecular function (GO): protein serine/threonine kinase activity; ATP binding
Source: RefSeq, a predicted model, not a curated record
UGGCGGAGCCUGGUCCCGCCCGCCGCCCGCGGCCUCGGCUCGGAGGCCCGGCGUCCGCGGGCCGGGGAGGUCGCCGCGCGCGAUGCUGCUGUCCAAGUUCGGCUCGCUGGCGCACCUGUGCGGGCCGGGCGGCGCGGAUCACCUCCCGGCCAAGCUCCUGCAGCCAGCCAGGGCGGACCGGGAGAGCUUCGAGAAGACGUACCAGGUGGGCGCCGUGCUGGGCAGCGGCGGCUUCGGCACAGUCUACGCGGGCAGCCGCAUCGCAGACGGGCUCCCGGUGGCAGUGAAGCACGUGGUGAAGGAGCGGGUGACCGAGUGGGGCAGCCUCGGCGGCGCGGCUGUGCCCCUCGAGGUUGUGCUGCUGCGCAAGGUGGGCGCGGCGGGCGGCGCGCGCGGCGUCAUCCGCCUGCUGGACUGGUUCGAGCGGCCGGACGGCUUCCUGCUGGUGCUGGAGCGGCCCGAGCCGGCGCAGGACCUCUUCGACUUCAUCACGGAGCGCGGCGCCCUGGACGAGCCGCUGGCGCGCCGCUUCUUCGCGCAGGUGCUGGCCGCCGUGCGCCACUGUCACAGCUGCGGGGUCGUGCACCGCGACAUCAAGGACGAGAACCUACUGGUGGAUCUGCGCUCGGGCGAGCUGAAGCUUAUCGACUUUGGCUCUGGCGCGCUGCUCAAGGACACGGUCUACACUGACUUCGACGGAACCCGGGUAUACAGCCCCCCGGAGUGGAUCCGCUACCACCGCUACCACGGGCGCUCAGCCACCGUGUGGUCACUGGGCGUGCUGCUCUACGACAUGGUGUGUGGGGAUAUCCCCUUCGAGCAGGACGAGGAGAUUCUCCGGGGCCACCUGUUCUUUCGGAGGAGGGUCUCUCCAGAGUGUCAGCAGCUCAUCCAGUGGUGUCUGUCCCUGCGGCCCUCAGAACGGCCCUCACUGGACCAGAUCGCUGCUCACCCCUGGAUGGUGGGGGCCACUGGGGACACUCCAGAGACCUGUGACCUGCGGCUGUGUGCCCUGGACCCUGACGACGGGGCUAGCACCACAUCCAGCAGCGAGAGCUUGUGAGGAGGGACCUGGACACUGGCACGGGGACUGCCCCUCACUCAUGAGAGCCAAGGGACCACCUGCCUCUGCCAGCCCCCUGAUGCCCCCAAAACACUGACAUUCUCCUGCCUGGGUUGUCUCUUCCUGCAGAAGCAGUGAUCUGUGACCCCUGGUGACCUUUGCUUUGAGUGCCUUUUGAACGCUGGUCCCACAGGCCUCGGUUUUCUCAAGCUCUGUCUGUCCAAAGACGGCUCUGGUGGAAGUGAGAUCCCGCCUGCCCUGGGUGGACACUUGAGCCCGAGACGUCCCUCUCUCUGUGCUGCUCUGUCCGGGAGACGUGUCUGACCCGGAGCGUUCUCACCGUUGGGCACGGGGGUCCCAUGCCCCCCUCGCGUCCUCCAGUCGUACAGUAUCUGGGCGUGUUCAUGCACAAGCAAUGCAACUGCGGCCUCUGCCGCCCGCCUGCCCACGCAAGCUGUGUCUGCGCGUGCCAACGUCUGUUAUUUAUGGUGUGACCCCCGUGGAGGGCGCCCCUGGCCCACCGGGGCUAUUUAUUUAAUUUAUUUGUUGAGGUUACUUUCUCUGGGCAGCCCGCUGCCUCCAGGCCCCUGGGGGGUGGGGAGGGGAGGGGAGGGUGCUGGCUGUGGUCCAGGGAUGCAGGUCCUGAUUCUUGCACCUGGUGUAGGUUCCUGGCCUCACCCAUGUCUGUCAGAAGAUGAACUUGUACAGUGGCUAAUUUAAGGGGAGUGGUGACCCUGCCACCUAGAGGCACUCUGUGCCCCAGGGGGUGGGUUUUAAAUUAUUGACUUUGUACAGUCUGCUUGUUGGCUCUGAAAGCUGGGGGGUGGGGGACAGAGUCUCAAGCCUCUAAUUUAUUUUAGUAGCUGUGUUUAUGUGGUCCCGGUGUGUCUAGGCAUCGAGGAUGGGGGUUUCUUUCAGUUAAGAAGUGUGACAUGUCUGGAGAUCAUAUUUUUUAUACACGUAUUUGAAUUAAAUUUUUUGUACGUA